AUGUCUGACGUCGAAGAAGUCGAAGUUGAGGCUCCAGUCACCUUCAGCAACGUCCUCCCCAAGGAGGUUACCGAUGAGAUCGGUUCCGUCAAGCUGUUCAACAAGUGGACCUACGAGGGUGUCACCGUCAGCGAUCUCUCCCUCGUUGACUAUGUCUACCUCCAGGCCCCAGUCUACACCCCACACUCUGCUGGUCGUUAUGCUACCAAGCGUUUCCGCAAGGCCAAGUGCCCAAUCAUUGAGCGUCUCACCAACUCUCUCAUGAUGAACGGUCGCAACAACGGCAAGAAGCUCAUGGCCGUUCGCAUCGUCAAGCACUCCUUCGAGAUCAUCCACCUCCUCACCGACCUCAACCCCAUCCAGGUUGCUGUCGAUGCCAUUGUCAACUGCGGUCCCCGUGAAGACUCUACCAGAAUCGGUUCUGCCGGUACUGUUAGACGUCAAGCCGUCGAUGUCUCUCCUCUUCGUCGUAUCAACCAGGCCAUCCACCUUUUGACCAUCGGUGCUCGUGAGGCUGCGUUCAGGAACGUCAAGUCCAUCGCUGAGUGCUUGGCUGAAGAGUUGAUCAACGCCGCUAAGGGUUCUUCCAACUCUUAUGCCAUCAAGAAGAAGGACGAGCUCGAGCGUGUCGCCAAGUCCAAUCGGUAA
Molecule: messenger RNA, 648 nt
Organism: Orbilia oligospora ATCC 24927
Lineage: Eukaryota; Fungi; Ascomycota; Orbiliomycetes; Orbiliales; Orbiliaceae
Exons: 3
Coding region: 1-648 (215 amino acids)
Biological process (GO): translation; ribosomal small subunit assembly
Cellular component (GO): cytosolic small ribosomal subunit; ribosome
Molecular function (GO): mRNA binding; structural constituent of ribosome; rRNA binding
Source: RefSeq, a predicted model, not a curated record